AAACGUAAUGAGAAAUGUAAUGGCAGACUGAGUUAAUUGGGAUUUGUUUAUAAACAGACGCAAAGAUAAGGGGGAAAGGAACAAACCUCUCUCUCUCUCACCCUUUCCUUCAGAUUCUUCCUCGUCUUUAAAACUUUUUUCUAUCUCUUCUGGAUUCAUCUUGUUCGUUUCUGUUCCCAGUUUGGUUCUGAUUAAUCGAUCCAUGUGAAUGAUUCCAUCUGAAACGUUCUCUUGAACAUAUUCUAUUGGAAAGUGUAACUGCAAUGAACUCUGUAUCAUUCACCCUCAAAUUCCAUACAGCUCCAGGACGCUCUGACAUAAACCACUGUCGAAUAAAUUUCAAGUGUUUAGUUUCUUGUAUGCGGGUUGCAAUGCACGACUUGUGGAUGCCUGUCACUGAUACAUAGUUCUAGUUUUGAAUUUGUUUCACUAGAGAUAGAGGUAGUAUUGUUAUUGCAAGGGUUUGGUAGAGGAGAUUUUCCAGAUUAAGUAGGGAUUUGGAAACUGUCACUUCACAAGUUCCAACAAGGUAUCCACCACCCUUAGGGGACCACAACUUUUUAUUUGAUAAAGUCCUUUGAGCAUUGGCUAUGGGUCUACCACAGACUGCUUCAAGUGACCAAUCCCAUGAAGCUUCGUCUGCUCCAAGCUCCAGCCUUUCGCAAAGUCUUCCUUUGUAUGCCACUUCCCAUGAUUCAGAUGGCCUUAACAGAGGAAACGAAGAAGGCAUUUGCUCUUCCAUUGGAGAAUUUGAUAGGAAAACAUCAUUGGAGCCUCUGGAGUUCACUGAUGAUCAUCAUAGAUUCCAUGUUACCUCAUCUAGUAGUGGUCAUGGAUCCACUAGCUAUGCUGCGGAUAAGGUUAGUUCGAGUCUAACUGGAGCUAGAAGGAUAGUUGGUUUUGCAUCAAGCGAAACCAGCUCACUGGAAAAGGAAGCUGUUGAUCACUCUCUAUCAUCCACUGUUGGAGUAACAGGAGCAGAUAUUGGUGGAGCUUUGGUCAGGAAACGAGUACUCUCCCCUCUUAAUACUCUCUUCCCUGUAAAAUUCAGAGGUGACCUGCUUGAUAUCAGCAGUAUCAACCACCAAAAAAUUACUUAUUCUGGUCUCUCUAGUGGACUCUCCGGUUCUGUCGCACAAGAUCACACAAAGGUUAACCUCGCUGGAAGGUUGCAUCUCUCCACCACUCCUACGGCCACAUCUACUCACUGGGAAUGGAAGAACGCCUCGAACAGUAGCAGACUCUCCUCCAUGGUCUUCACUGACGGUCCAUUGCUUGACUCUGCAGACCUCCACCGACCCACAAAAGGUGAGGUUUGCUUAUAUUCACCAGUAUAUGAAACCUCUGGUACAUCCAAUAGGACCUCACCUUGUGAUAAGGAUAUAUCCGCCUCUCCACCGCUCUCUCUCUCACCGCUUGGUCCCAAGUUUUCUGAGAGAAUCAAAGCUGGCCAAAACGGGAAGAUAGUGGAAGAGUUGAGGAAUAUCAGUGAAGAAGCAGAACUAAGAAUUGACCGUAGAUUGUUUGAUGAUGCGUAUGCUCUAAGGAGAGCAUUUUCAAUGGAGAGAGGUGUUGAACCAACUCCUUCAUCUCCAUGCAGAAGGUUCACUAGAAGCUUGAGUGGACGUCCCAUUCAGAGGUCAUUGGUUGGUUCUUUCGAGGAGUCAUUAUUGACAGGAAGAUUGUCAUGCGGGACUACAAAUCAGAAGAUUGACGGUUUUCUUGCGGUUCUUAGUAUAGCUGGGGGAGACAUAUCUCCGAAAUCACAGAAGCUUCCGUUCUCAGUAACCAGUGUAGGUGAUGAUUGCGUCUUACUGUAUUAUGCCUCCAUAGAUCUUGGUGGAGGAUCUAAAUCGAACAAGUUCUGGAGCCAGAAGUUGAAAACAAGUCCAGUCAGCUUUGAUGCUCAGAGCUCCUCCAAGAGCCAACUGCGGAUCCCCAUGAAGGGUCGGAUUCAACUGGUUCUUAGUAAUCCUGAGAAAACACCUCUUCACACGUUCCUCUGUAACUAUGACUUAACUGAUAUGCCGGCCGGAACAAAGACUUUCUUGCGCCAAAAGGUUACCCUGGGAUCAUCUAAUCCAACCAGUGAAGCAACGCAAGAGAACACUAGUAAAGUCAAAAGCUAUGUAAAAGAGAACAAAACAGAAUGUGAAGGAGAUGAGAAACUUGAUGAGUUACACGAACGUGAGAAAAGAUGUUCAAAAUCUUCCAAAGAAUGUAAUGGUGGUUCUGGUGCUCUACGGUACGCUCUUCACCUGAGGUUUAUUUGCCCAUCACCCAAGAAAGCUUCAAAGAAACCUGAUAAUGACGACACCACGGGGGGGCAAAAGAAAAGCUUGGAUUCAGAUGGGAAGAGGAGAUUCUAUCUGUACAACGACUUGAGAGUCGUGUUUCCUCAACGCCACACAGAUUCAGAUGAAGGAAAGUUGAAUGUGGAGUACCAUUACCCAGAAAACCCAAGAUACUUCAACAUCACAGACUAAGUUUUCAAUGGUUGUAUUUCGUUUUCUUGUUUAAGAAGAAAUCAAUGGGCUUAUUUGUACAUAACCCCAUGGCUUUGACACAACGUUGUACAGAUUCAGGCCUUACAUUAACUAUUACUUUUGUCUUUU
This is a messenger RNA of Brassica napus (rape), 2615 nucleotides long. RefSeq lists its product as uncharacterized. The record is from RefSeq and is a predicted model, not a curated record. The coding region runs from base 591 to 2486 and encodes 631 amino acids. NCBI's taxonomy places the organism in Eukaryota, Viridiplantae, Streptophyta, Magnoliopsida, Brassicales, Brassicaceae. The transcript is spliced from 6 exons.